AGAUCUGAUUCUGUGUAGAAGCAACCUAACCUCAAAAACUAUAAACAUUGCUGUAUAUUCAUUGCUCAUAACGUAUAAUUUAAUUCAGUUCUAUUUUUCAUAAUUUUCUUCAUAUUCACAAAAUUCAAAAUAUUUGAGGUUUUGUAUUCUAUUCCAGUGGUAAUACUGUCGUCGAUAAAUUUAAAUUGGACUUUAAAGACAAGAUUAAAUAAUAAAUCAAUAUUACAAAAAUGGCAUCAGCUAUGGAUAUUGACGAUGAAGAAGUAGAUUUACCUUCAUCUAGCAGUGGAAAAGGAGAAAAGAAACGCUUUGAAGUUAAAAAGUGGAAUGCAGUCGCACUCUGGGCUUGGGAUAUCGUUGUCGAUAACUGCGCAAUUUGUCGAAAUCACAUAAUGGAUCUUUGCAUUGAAUGCCAAGCAAAUCAAGCUUCUGCUACCAGCGAAGAGUGUACAGUUGCUUGGGGAGUUUGCAAUCAUGCAUUCCACUUUCAUUGUAUUUCCCGUUGGCUGAAGACUCGUCAAGUUUGUCCACUUGAUAAUCGUGAGUGGGAAUUCCAAAAAUAUGGACACUAGUCAAAGGAACUUCAAACUUCUUGGACAACUGGGAUGAGAAGAACUUAAAAUGUUUGCUCAUCUUAAUGUGUAAUGAAAAGUUUAAUUUCUCUUUUUUUAAACUGAAUUCUAAAAUACAUUUGUAAAGACUUUUGCUCUUUGAAAAUUUAAUAUUUUUGCUUCAAAUAAUUCUCUUUGUUGACUCAUUUGUUUUUAGAAAAAAGUAACUCAUAUGAGAAAAUAAUUGUGGACGAUAAUUUAUGUUUGUUUACGUGUAUGUAUUAUGUAAGGAAAAUAAUUUAUCGAAUAGAAAGAAAAUUGAGUCUAAAGAGAAAAUAAAAUGCAAUACUUGCAACGUUAUGGAAA
This is a messenger RNA of Leptopilina heterotoma, 917 nucleotides long. It is a transcript of the gene Roc1a, whose product is annotated as RING-box protein 1A. Lineage: Eukaryota; Metazoa; Arthropoda; Insecta; Hymenoptera; Figitidae. The transcript has 5 exons. Gene Ontology annotation, molecular function: cullin family protein binding; ubiquitin protein ligase activity; zinc ion binding. The coding region runs from base 231 to 572 and encodes 113 amino acids. Gene Ontology annotation, cellular component: nucleus; cullin-RING ubiquitin ligase complex. The record is from RefSeq and is a predicted model, not a curated record. Gene Ontology annotation, biological process: protein ubiquitination; ubiquitin-dependent protein catabolic process.